UAUCACAGUAGUGUACUGCUAAAAGUCUACUGCCCUUUCCUCUUUCCUCCCCGAGUCCCCACCCCUUUCUUUGUGCUGUAUCAUCUCCAGUACCCUAGCUAGCCAGUAGCCAUGAACAAGCCAGAAAUAUAUGCAGUACAACCACAGAAAGAUUAAAACAACCUUUGAUCGAGUGUCCCUUCGCUUGUGUUUACAUAUUACUGUUGAUUUAGAUAACAUCAAAAAGCUUAAUAGUAUUCAUAUUUCUCAUGCUGGCGUGCCAGUCAUUUUCUCUUCCUUCUUCUGAGAUUUUUGCUUGCCCAAAUGAUGGGCUCCUCACGAAAAAGAAGAGAAGGCCUGCAGGAACACCAGAUCCUGAUGCAGAAGUUGUUUAUCUUUCACCUGAGAUGUUAAUGGAAUCGGAUCGCUACGUUUGCGAAAUCUGUAACCAAUGCUUCCAGAGAGAGCAAAAUCUCCAGAUGCAUCGGAGACGCCAUAAGGUUCCUUGGAAGCUACUAAAGAAAGAUAAACAAGAAGUGAAAAAACGAGUAUAUGUGUGUCCCGAGCCAACUUGCCUUCACCAUGACCCGUGCCACGCACUAGGUGACCUUGUGGGCAUAAAGAAGCAUUUCAGAAGGAAACAUAGCAAUAAUAAACAGUGGGUUUGUGAGAAAUGCUCAAAAGGUUAUGCUGUUCAGUCUGAUUACAAGGCUCAUGUCAAGAUAUGUGGUACUAGAGGUCACUCUUGUGACUGCGGCCGUGUUUUCUCCAGAGUUGAAGCUUUUAUCGAGCAUCAAGAUACAUGCAAAGCUCGCAUGACAGACUAUAUGUGUCAGGGAAUACCAGCUGCUGAUCCAUUUCACCAUUCUACUUUGAGCCCAGAUUUUUUAGGAGACAGAAGUUUCCAUAACAACCUUUCUGAAAUGCCAAGGCAGAAAGUCUUGGAUUCAGCUUUUGAUGGGCAAAACAACAAUGGUACUGUCACUGGUUUUUGCCACAAUCUUGAGCUUGAACUGUUUUCUUCCAGUAAUUCUUCCCUAAGUGGGGUGAACUUCUCCAAUACUGGUAGUGUUGCCUCUGAACAAAAUCAUCAUACCAGUCAAUCAAAUAUUGGUAGUUUUAUUCCAGAACCGGAAACUGAAGGAGACUACUCAAAUUCAGUAUGGUACAACUAUGAUGCAUGGAACCACAGUUAUUACAGAGAAAGUAUGGAUGCCAAAGUGAUGCCGCCAGAAGCCGUUAGAUUGAGAGAUGAGGCCCGUGAACUAUCACGGGUAGCCAAGGAAGAGAAGGCAUUGGCCGAAGAGAAGAGACAUCAAGCGAAAUGUUUGAUUGAAAUGGCUAAACAAGAGAUGACAAGAGCAAGAACAAUCAGAGAACAAGCCUUCUACGAGUUUAAUGCAGCUGAGUUGAUGAAAGAUUGUGCAACAAGGCAUAUAAGCUCUAAUUUUGUGCAGAUAACUUGUAAUGCUUGUAGGAGAGAUUUUAUACAGGAGAAGCCUUCUCAGCUGAGAGUUCCAUCUCAUCUUCCAUUCUAGAAUGUCAAAAAAUGGGUAAAGAUCCUCGUGCUUUAGUCUAGUGAAAUUGAUGCCCUCAGUAUUUGCCUAGCUGAAUGUGUCAUGCAUUGUUUUCAAAUGCGUGCUGCUGAUUAUGUAAUCAAAUUUUAUUGAGUUGUGAAUCUGUUUUUACUAUUUCGUGAGUUCUA
This is a messenger RNA of Coffea eugenioides, 1684 nucleotides long. RefSeq names its product protein indeterminate-domain 16-like. The transcript has 3 exons. The coding region runs from base 249 to 1517 and encodes 422 amino acids. Gene Ontology annotation, molecular function: DNA-binding transcription factor activity. NCBI's taxonomy places the organism in Eukaryota, Viridiplantae, Streptophyta, Magnoliopsida, Gentianales, Rubiaceae. Gene Ontology annotation, cellular component: nucleus. The record is from RefSeq and is a predicted model, not a curated record.